UUAGGUGACAAUGUGGCACAUGUUCAGCCAUGGGCGGUAAAUACCAGGUACAGCCGGUGCACCGCACCUCCCUGUCGCCCCACAACUCUCCUGGCAUGCAGUGCUGGUUGCCUGUAGGCUGGGAAUGCAAAGAUGUGAUACAACGAAGCUUGAAACAGCCAUCGAACCUGACCUCAGCAGCCUCUGCCCAGAUGUGGGGAGGAUGUGGCAGACUCUGCCCUGCUCAGAACCCCAGUAGUUUUGGGAUGGGAGCCUGGGGAGAGCAUGAAGCCCACUUUGCUCUACCCCACGGGCUACCCCAGCCCACCCCCUGCUCUGUAGGAGAGGGGCUGUGCCCCGGCGGCAGCUCCCCUCGGCCUCCCCACCCAGUGUGGGCCAAGGCAGGACACUAUAUUUGGCCUGGGGGAGCCGUGCCAGUGAAACCUGAUGCUGUCAUGCUGUGCAAGUCCGACAGCUGGAGCCAAUGGGGCCGGCUUGUCUUGGCCACCACCAAGCCGAGAUGAGAGGGGCCGAGAGGGCCAGCAGCCCUGCCACUGCCGGCGGCAGCUCACCGGGGACGGCACACGGACCCAGGAAUCCUCCAUCGCUGCUGGAAGAGGAGGACAACCCUCCAGCCCACCGGCCGGCGGAGCUGCGGCGAAGCAGGACAGAGAGCGGCAGCAUGAAGCAGGCGAGCCUCCCUGAAGAGAACGGCUUCAGCGAGGCGAUGGCUGUGGGCCAGCAUGAUUUCACACCCGGCAGCUGUGGGAAGAAACGCCGCUGGCUUUGGCGCCUGCUCCCAGACAACUUCUGGGAGGACACAAAGAAGCUGCUGGUGCUGGCAGGGCCACUGAUCCUCAUCCAGCUGCUGAUCUUCCUGAUACAUCUCGUCAGCUCUAUAUUCUGCGGCCACCUGGGCAAGGUCGAGCUGGCCUCCGUCACGCUGGCCAUCGCCGUUAUAAAUGUUACUGCCAUCUCUGUAGGUUAUGGUUUGUCUUCGGCGUGUGACACCUUGAUAUCACAGACCUACGGCAGCAAGAACCUGCUGCGUGUGGGGGUGAUCCUCCAGCGCGCCACCCUCAUCAUCUUGCUCUGCUGCUUCCCCUGCUGCGCCAUCCUCAUCAACAUUGAGCAGCUCCUGCUUCUCAUCCGCCAGGACCCCGAGGUCUCCAGGUUAACCCAACGCUACGUGAUGGCAUUUGUCCCUGCUCUCCCGGCAGUUUUUCUCUAUAACCUGGAGACAAGAUACCUGCAGAACCAGAUGAUCAUGUGGCCGCUGGUGCUGAGCGGGAUCGUCGGCAACAUCGUCAAUGUGGUUGCAAACUGCAUCUUCCUCUAUGUGCUCCACCUGGGCAUCGCGGGCUCUGCCUGGGCCAACACUGCUGCUCAGUAUUCACAAACCAUUUUCUUGUUCCUGUACAUUACAGGCAAGAAACUCCACGUGAAGACCUGGGGAGGCUGGUCCAGUGAGUGUCUGCUGGAGUGGGACAGCUUCAUCUCCCUGGCCAUCCCCAGCAUGCUCAUGAUUUGCAUCGAGUGGUGGACCUACGAAAUCGGGAGCUUCUUGAUAGGCCUGCUGAGUGUCAUAGAGCUCUCUGCCCAGUCCAUCAUCUACGAGGUGUCCGUGGUGGCUUUCAUGAUCCCCCUGGGGCUCAGCACGGCUGCCAGUGUGCAGGUGGGCAAUGCGCUGGGCGCCGGUGACACCGAGAUGGCCAAGAGGUCCUCCUCCACCAGCCUGCUCUGCACAGGGGGGUUUUGCAUAGCCGUGGGGGCCAUUUUGGCCACCACAAAGGAUGUGUUGGGAUACAUCUUCACCAGCGAAAAGGAGAUUGUUGACUUGGUGGCCUGGGUCAUGCCUGUCUACGUUGUCUUCCACUUGUUUGAAGCCAUGUGUGGUGCCUGCAGCGGGGUGCUCAGAGGCAUAGGCAAGCAGAAAUUCGGUGCCAUCCUCAAUGCUGUGAGCUACUAUGGUGUGGGCCUGCCCCUGGGAGCUGUGCUGCUCUUCGUGGCCAGGAUCGGCGUCAUAGGCCUGUGGCUCAGCAUGCUUGCCUGUGUCUCCAUCCUCUGCACCUGCUUCAUCACCUACAUCUGCCGCAUGGACUGGAAGAAGGCAGCCGAGGAGGCUCAGCGCCGCGCAGGGGUGACCCAGCCGUCGCCGGAGCAGCUGAACCCAGGCCCUGAACCCUCCUGCAAGGCACUUCCCUCGGGUGUGGGGCCAGCCCCACCACCCCACGCUUACCCCCCUGCCACGGCGGUGCGGGGGUGUGUAGCGGGAGCGGAUGCGCAGAACGGCGUCACGCUCACGGGCAUCACCAGGGUGGAGGGACCAACGUACCAGCUGGAGCCCCAGGAAGCCACGCCUGCCACAUCCCCUCCAGCCACCGCCACGGCCACCACCAUGGCCACCAAGGAGCUGAUCAUCCGGCGUGGGCUGGUGGUAGCCGCAGCCGUCGCAGUACUUGUGCUUGGUGUUGUCAUAAAGCUGAUGACCAGCAAACACUGACUCACACCAGGGACUCUGGGGACUUUGGGGGCGAAAGCCCCCCUGACAGACUUACAGAGCACAGAGUGGCCAGCGAGAGCAUCCAGCACAUGCCUGUCCCACGGGAGCCAAAGGCCCCCCAGCAGCAUCUGCUCAGCCAUCACUCGAAGGGUGCUCCGACACCCAACACGCUGCUCCGGGUGGCUUGGUGCGCACCAAGCGUGCUGGGAGCCCCCUCCAGCCUGCUGAGGGAGCCGAGCACAGCCUGGCUCACACCGCUGCUCCCUGACAAAUGCCAAAUAAAGAAUAAACCCAGCUGGACUUGGGCUGGCUCUUCUGGCUGGGGGCUGAGUGCAGGGCUCGGGAUGGAGCAGGGGAACAUCUGACACGGGGGGCUGCAGCCCUUGCAGGAGCUGGGGGCAUGUAGGUCCUGCCCUGCCCCAGGUGGCCUUCACACCAAACCAAAGGUUUUAUUCAGCAAGGCUCAAGGUCAGCUUUCAGUUACGAGUUUGGAGGUAAAAGAUUACCAGUAAACCAAUAAGAAAUUGAAAUUCAGUUACAGACGAGAUGGCUGGUGGCUCAGCCAUGCUGACCAAGGACUUGCCCAGACCUGGGACUCCUGGGGGAGUUGCUGCCCCCAGCAGUCCCAAACACAGCGCACCAGCAGUACAGCAGUCGCUGGCACCCCUCGAGUCCUCGGGGCAGUGUGGCCACGGCUCAGAAAGCCUCUGCUCUCACCUCAGGUAGCCUUUACACACCUUGGAUGACUAAAGGUGGUUUCCCCUGCAAUGAGACAUCACCCAUCUUGUGGCGAGUCCUGUCAAGGAUGGGAUGCUGCAGGUUCUUAGAGGCUCUUCCCCUCUGCU
Messenger RNA from Falco peregrinus (peregrine falcon), 3327 nucleotides. RefSeq names its product multidrug and toxin extrusion protein 1-like. Gene Ontology annotation, biological process: xenobiotic detoxification by transmembrane export across the plasma membrane. Bases 464 to 2482 code for a protein of 672 amino acids. Gene Ontology annotation, cellular component: membrane. The transcript has 18 exons. The record is from RefSeq and is a predicted model, not a curated record. Gene Ontology annotation, molecular function: xenobiotic transmembrane transporter activity; antiporter activity. NCBI's taxonomy places the organism in Eukaryota, Metazoa, Chordata, Aves, Falconiformes, Falconidae.